UCGUGGUCAUAUUGAAGAACGGAUUGGCAACACCUGACGAGUAGUCUACCGGGACUUAAUACCGUAAAGAGCCCACUUUGUUGUCAUAUUUUAAAAACACUUACAGGUUGACGAAUCAGCUAAACAUCAGGAUUCUAAAGUGAAUCUUCAGGCAUCAAGCUUUCUGCUGUGUACAAGCGCACAGCUAUGAAUCAAUACCACUUUUUCGCGUUGUGUGUUUUAGCAGCUGUGUGUCUGCUUGGGAUCGUUGGCAUUCUGUUUGCCAAAACUUCAGCUGAUGAUAAACAGCCAAGUGACGUAUUUGAUGUAUCAUUAAGCGCAUCGUUAGACAUUGAAACAACUGAACGUAAUAACUUUGGAUCCAAAAAGACAUCUCUGAAAAUCGAAUGGAAUCCGGCUGCAAGGAAAAUGAAUUUCCAUCAUACUGACGUGUUUUCAUCGGACGACGACUCCCUUUACGAACUGUUUUUCAUCAAGGUAGAAGAUAAAGCGACUGUCGGUAUUUCUUACGUUAAUAGUUCCGUAGCAUUCUGUAUCGAGGACGUUACUCUGCCAAAAUGGGUAGAUGUUCUUCAGCACAUCUUGACAGUUGACAGUUGGUCAAGAGGUAAGCAGUCAGACGGAUGUCGCGGGGACAUCUGGUAUACCACAUACAAGCAGGAUAUCAUUGAAAUCUGCACAAAUGACAAUCAGUUGGAGUAUGUAAUGCAUCAAAAGCGUCGUGCUUCGAUAACAAGCUGGACAAGAACUGAUAACCAAAAUAUUCAUAUAAGAUCAGAUGUACUGAAUGGCCCGUGUCGCGAUCUCAGACAAAAGAAUUACAGCAAAGAAUACCAUCUUCCAGUGAAAACCAAAAGGGAUUCCGGGAUGUCGCCCACCACGUGUUUGUUUGUACAUGGAGCUGGUAAUAAUGCUUCUGGUAACGAUGUUCUACCAGAUUUCUCCGAAUAUUGGGGGGACGUACGUAAUUACACUUCGAAUUGUGCUUCGCACAAAUUCCUUGUCUAUAACAGCAAAGACAAUGGCUGGGAUGAGGGCCAGAUACACCAGCACUUUUGUGAUGUGGCUGCCACCAAUGGAACUAUAACGAACACGGUGAUAUUUUCACAUUCUAUGGGGAAUUUAGUGGUUGCAGCUGCACUGCACCGACAAAAGUGUACCUUCAACCAGGCCACAAGCCACUGGUUUUCCGUUCAAGGCACGUGGACGGGAACUGUUGAAGCCAAUACGCUUUCAAUUAUUUGCAGACACCCCACGUGGCUUCAAACACCGAUCCGUUCUUUAUUGCGGGCAUAUGGAUACUGUAAACCUACUGAAAAUACUGAAUCCGACGUCUACACUACCCUAAAUACUGAUUACGCAUCACCUACUGGAAUAGGCUUCGAUAAUCUGACAGAUGUAGGAAGGAGGUAUGUAUCAGGGGUGAUGUGCGGAAACAGCAGUAUUGGCCUGACAACGGAUUACACGGAGAGCGUGGUCAUGUUCCUGUUACAGUCUUACAGCAACCUGGCUGUUCCUAAUGACGGCAUUGUGACGUUCGAUAGCUGCAAACUAAAAGAUGAGCAAUUCAAAUUCACAAGCUCUAAUCCUUACUACAUAGGUUACAUUAACCACGCGGAUGGCACUUGCAGACAUGGAGGAGAUCCCUGUUCUUGGUAUCAUCAUAUGCACCUAUACUAGGUAUCUCUCUGUACAAAGAACAGUAUUUUUGUAUAAUCGAAAACAGUGACAUGGGAUCGCUGCAGAUCCGGACAUAUUUGCCACACGCCUGACUUUCCCAUUCAAAUGAUAUUUAGUUUACAUGUUCCCUUUUGGGAAUGUAAAGUAAGAAUUAACUUAUAUGACACAGAAUAUACCGUUUUCAAUGCACUGACAACUCUAGAUCGGCCACUACCCAACUCUUGAUAUCAUGACGUCAUGUCUACUGACCCGGAUGUGACGUCGAAAUACUAGUAAUUCAUGGGCACCUGGACUUAUCCAAGUAUAUAUUUCACUAGUAUAGUGGCAUUAAGGCUAUUAAUAUAUAUUUAAAAGAUGGAUAAAAGGAGUUGUCAUGCUAACAAGAACAUUCGGGACGGAUUACAUCAAUCUCAGAUAGAAUGGAUCUGUUUUAAUUUAUCGUCAUGUGAUAUCGUUGAGGUAUCAUCUUUGAAAUGGGUUUUUUUGGAGAAGACGUAGAUCAGUUGGGAAAACUUCAGUCCCAUUGUGUAUUAUGUACAAACAAAAUAGUUUCAAUCAAUGAACGUGUCCGGCGUAAGGACGUCGGUAACCGUCGGCACUUUCCAUAAAAUAUUUUCUCGCUUACCGACCGUGUCGACGGUUUCCGAUUGCUGGAGUAAAAGUCUGUUUGCCCUUUGUAAAUUCAAUUUCGUUUGUAUAUAAUUGACGUUGAUAAGAAACGUUAAAUGUCUCGAAGAUUGAACGUUUUAUUUAAAUAAAAAUAACUUAUGUUUUCAUGUACAUACGUUUCUUUUGAGUUUUUUCUUUGGCAAAAACUCUCCGUGCUACAUGUAUAUGAAUGUUGUAUGCUUGUUUACUGAAUAAAAGAAUAUUCUUGAAAUUGAACGCAUUUAUUCUUUUCUCCUGAAACAGCACCUUGCAUUUUAGAUAUGACACCAAAGACUGACAUGAAGUACACUUAUUUUUUUUAUAUCUUUUUCAAAUCGUCGUAAACCAAA
This is a messenger RNA of Mizuhopecten yessoensis (Yesso scallop), 2678 nucleotides long. RefSeq lists its product as uncharacterized. Bases 187 to 1680 code for a protein of 497 amino acids. NCBI's taxonomy places the organism in Eukaryota, Metazoa, Mollusca, Bivalvia, Pectinida, Pectinidae. The record is from RefSeq and is a predicted model, not a curated record. The transcript is spliced from 2 exons.